This is a messenger RNA of Onthophagus taurus, 1670 nucleotides long. Its product is annotated as actin-like protein 6A. Gene Ontology annotation, biological process: proteolysis. Lineage: Eukaryota; Metazoa; Arthropoda; Insecta; Coleoptera; Scarabaeidae. Gene Ontology annotation, molecular function: aspartic-type endopeptidase activity. The record is from RefSeq and is a predicted model, not a curated record.
AAACCUUUCAAUUUGAAAGUAUUCAAACAAUUUCGUAUUGUUUCCAAACAGUGGCGUUUCUUUCCUGUUGUAUUGAUCCGCUGGCGGGCUAUAAAUUUCAGGACUCCGCUACCAGUAACCAGUCCUAUUUGGCCAAUAGGUGCUGCCACCUGCUGAUAUGAUCCUCCAAAUGGAAUUUCCUCCAUAGAAGCCGCCUUAGGUUGACCGUCAGGUCUCAUGGAUACUAAAUUACAGCUUUAGCAUAAUCCUAAAGCUCCUUUGGAGCAAGAGAUUUACCAAUACAAAGAAAAAUAAGAUGAGUGGAGGUGUUUAUGGUGGUGAUGAAAUAGGUGCUUUAGUUUUGGAUGUUGGUAGUAAUACGAUAAGGGCUGGAUAUGCUGGAGAAGAUUCUCCAAGGUUUGAUAUACCAACAACAGUUGGUAUUUGGAGGGAUUCUGUGAAUGAAUACAAAACGAGAUAUAACAUAGGAACGGUUUCUUUGCACGUCACUCGACCGGAAAUGGAAAUGGGAACAUUUUUAAGAGAGGGAAUGGUUGAAAAUUGGGACAUGUACGAAAAUGUUGUUAAUUACGUUUAUUAUAAACUCCUCCAAACUGAACCACAUAAUCACCCAAUUUUAAUUUCAGAACCAGCCUGGAACAUCCAACAAAAACGUGAGCAAAUGACUGAAUUAAUGUUUGAAAAAUACAAAGUUCCCGCUUUGUAUUUAGCGAAAAGUCCGUCAUUAGUCGCUUUUGCAAACGGACGUUCAACUUGUUUAGUUGUCGAUAGUGGCGCAACUCAUACAUCGGCAGUUCCUGUUUAUGAUGGUCACAUCAUCAGCCAAGCAAUGGUAAAAUCGCCAGCGGGUGGUGAUUAUUUAACCGCACAAUGUAAAGUUUACCUCGAAGGAAAAAACAUCGACAUCGUCCCCGCCUCAAUGGUCGCCUCAAAAGAAAUAACACGACCAGAUGAAAUCCCAAAUUGGAAAUCCAGAAAUUUACCCAGAAUGACCACGUCAUGGCACAACUACAUGACCAAAGAAGUCAUGCAAGAUUUCCAAGCUUCCGUUUUACACAUUUCCGACUCUACAUACGACGAGGAAAUCGUCAAAACCAUGCCAGCUAUUCAUUACGAAUUUCCCAACGGUUACCACAAAGAUUUUGGCGUCGAACGAUUUAAAAUAACAGAGCCAUUAUUUAAUCUCACCGCUAGAAACGGUUGUGGCAUUCAACCAACUUUGGAUGUUAGCACACUAGUUACCACAAGUGUUGGGAUGUGCGAAAUUGAUCAUCGACCUACUAUGUAUAGUAGCGUUGUUGUUACUGGAGGUAAUUCAAACAUCCAAGGUUUUACAGAUCGAUUAAAUCGAGAUUUACAAAGCAAAGUUCCACCGAGCAUGCGUUUAAAAAUAAUUAGCCAAGCUGGAAUGUCGGAAAAACGAUUUGCAUCAUGGCUUGGUGGUUCGAUUUUAAGUUCCUUGGGUACUUUUACUCAACUCUGGGUUUCUAAGCAAGAAUACGAAGAAGUGGGUAAAGGAGUUGUAAGAAAUCGGGGGUGUUAAGAAGACUGAUUUUGGUCGUGAAUAAAACAAAAAAUGAAGAAUAAAAAGACAUGAAUUUGUAAAAGCUAAAAUAAGUUCCUAUUUUAAAUUAACCGCUUAUUAAUUUUUUAAUAUAUUUUUUAUACUA